CGCCCUUUUCUUCCUCAACCAACCAUCUCUUCAUCCUCUGUUUCCCUCUUUCGUCUCAUCCCUAGCCUCCGCCCUAAUCACAAAUUAGAAAAAAAAAAAAAAAGAGGAAAAAAAUGCCAUCCCUCCCCCUCCAAGAAGAGCCACUGCUGGCCCCAAACCCAGAUCGAUUCUGCAUGUUCCCCAUUCAGUACCCUCAGAUUUGGGAAAUGUACAAGAAAGCCGAGGCCUCCUUCUGGACCGCCGAGGAGGUGGACCUCUCUCAGGACCUCCGCGACUGGGAUUACACCCUCACCCCGGGCGACCGCCACUUCAUCACUCACGUCCUCGCCUUCUUCGCCGCCUCCGACGGCAUCGUCCUCGAGAACCUCGCCGGCCGCUUCAUGAAGGAAGUCCAGGUUUCCGAGGCCCGCGCCUUCUACGGCUUCCAGAUCGCCAUCGAGAACAUCCACUCCGAAAUGUACAGCCUCCUCCUGGAGUCCUACAUCAAGGACUCCGACGAGAAGCACCGGCUCUUCCACGCCAUCGACACCAUCCCCUGCGUGGAGAAGAAGGCCAAGUGGGCCCUCCGCUGGAUCGACGGCUCCGAGUCCUUCGCGGAGCGCCUGGUGGCCUUCGCCUGCGUGGAGGGGAUAUUCUUCUCGGGGAGCUUUUGCGCCAUAUUCUGGGUGAAGAAGCGGGGGCUGAUGCCGGGCUUGACCUUCUCCAACGAGCUGAUCUCGCGGGACGAGGGGCUGCACUGCGACUUCGCGUGCCUGCUGUACGGGCUGCUGAGGGCGAAGCUGAGCGAGGAGAGGGUGAGGGGAAUCGUGGCGGAGGCGGUGGAGAUAGAGAGGGAGUUCGUGUGCGAGGCGCUGCCCUGCGCGCUGGUGGGGAUGAAUGGGGAUUUGAUGAGCCAGUACAUCGAAUUCGUGGCGGAUAGGUUGUUGGGGGCGCUGGGAUGCGGGAAGGUGUACAAUGUGCAGAACCCGUUCGAUUGGAUGGAGCUGAUCAGCCUGCAGGGGAAGACCAAUUUCUUUGAGAAGAGGGUCGGGGAAUAUCAGAAGGCGUCCGUCAUGUCCAGUUUGAACGGAAAUGGAGUCGCCCACCAUGUCUUUAAGUUGGACGAGGAUUUCUGAGAACCACCCCCCUCCUCUUUCUUCUCUCUCUCACUCUGUUUCAAUUUUUUCAUCAUAGAUUAUUAAUUCCUUCUUUUUACUCUGUUCACUUAUCGUCAUGUGUUUUUAGUUUUUGAUUACUUGCUUACUACUGCUGCUACUACUAGUUUAAUACGGCUACUGGAUUUUGGUUAGAACUCCCAAAAUAAGAACAAAAAUACGGAAACAAAAAAGGCUGGGCUCCCUUUUUUUUUAAAAAAAAAAAAAAAAAAAAUUGGCUUAGGUUCAACUUCACAUAAUGUAAUAUUGGCAGUAGGUUGAAAUUUGUGAUGCUCGGUGGUUCUUCUAACACCUGCGUUGUAAGUAAAGUUUCCUUUAGUAUAUUACUAAUUACUACUUUCUGCUCGCUUUGUUUCGAUUUCUUUUUUGCAUUGACAGCCGCCUUUUCUGUGCGAAUUCGUUUUGAGGCGGAGCGUUGACUG
Molecule: messenger RNA, 1576 nt
Organism: Coffea eugenioides
Lineage: Eukaryota; Viridiplantae; Streptophyta; Magnoliopsida; Gentianales; Rubiaceae
Product: ribonucleoside-diphosphate reductase small chain
Exons: 1
Coding region: 114-1115 (333 amino acids)
Biological process (GO): deoxyribonucleotide biosynthetic process
Molecular function (GO): oxidoreductase activity
Source: RefSeq, a predicted model, not a curated record